GUCUGGGAGGAGGGGCUUCCAGGGCUGGCCACCGGGAGAGGUGGGCAGCGCCCCUGCUCAGCUGUGUCGUGUGCGCCUGUGCCGCACCACCGACCGGGUCGAUCGGCGCUGCGCGGUGGCGGAUUCCAUAGCCAGGGACGGCGCAGCGAGAGAGCGCCGGUGCUGUGCUAGUGUUCUGUGGGAGAGGUGGAGCUCUGUUGAGCUCUCACACCAGUGGAUGGGUGUGAAGUAGCUGUGCUGUGGUAUACCGACCGUAGAAAGUCAUGAGGCUGCUAGUGGUGGCCCUAGCUGUGGCCUUGUGCUCCGUCGCGAUGGCCAGCAAGGAGAAGAAAAGUUACGACGGAGAUUUUCUCUUUGAUGAGGAGGACGAUUGGAAAGAGAAGAAAGAGAAGCCAAUAGUAAAAACAUGGAUAUGGGACCCGGAAAGCGGCCUGUGUUCUGCGCUGGCUUGCCGAUCCAACGAGAUGUGUCUACUGGAGGAUGCGUUCACCGCAGUCUGCGUGAGCCGAACCGAGCUGAAAACCAACGGGUGAGUG
Molecule: messenger RNA, 536 nt
Organism: Amphibalanus amphitrite
Lineage: Eukaryota; Metazoa; Arthropoda; Thecostraca; Balanomorpha; Balanidae
Product: proteoglycan Cow-like
Exons: 3
Coding region: 264-533 (89 amino acids)
Source: RefSeq, a predicted model, not a curated record